AUGGAACAAAUCAAUCUUGAUUGUCUUAUUCUUAUCUUUAAUAUGUUUGAAUUAAUUGAAUAUGAUAAGAAGUCUUUACAUUCUUGUCUUUUAGUUAAUAAAAAGUGGUGUAACAUUGUAGUUCCGAUCUUAUGGGAGAGAUAUUACCCAUCUAAAAUAAAUGAAAAACUUUGCAAUGUUAUACUUUCUUUCUUACCAUCCUCUUCAAAAAAACUUUUAUCAGAUAAUAAUAUUAAAUUACCUUCUUCAACACUUUCAAAAUUUCCAUUAUUUAAUUAUAUCAGUUUUUGCAGAUAUAUAUGCUCUGAUAAUAUAUACAAAAUCAUUAGUAUAGUGUUAAAGAACCCUAAUAAUGAUCAUGGAAGAAAACUUUUGGAACAAGAAAUUUACAAGUUAUUUAUUAGUCAAUGUAAAAAUGUUAAAUAUUUAUUUUGGAAAACUCGUCAGCCUUUAACUUUAUUUCCAAGAGCAUCAAUUUUCUUCUCGCAGCUUCAUCAUUUAUGUAUUGAUAUUGAUUAUGUGAAUUCUGAUGUUCUUUAUGAGUUGGCACACAUUUGUAAAGAUUUAAAUAGUUUAUCUAUUAGAAGUUUUUCUCAUAAUCUUUCUGAAUUAAUUUACUUGAUUGAUGCCCAGAGGAAUUUAAAAGAACUAAUUCUUGAUGCUGUGGUUGAUGAAAAGAUUGGCAAAGAACUAAGCAAAGCAUUAGUAAGAAAUGGAACUACUAUAAAUAUUCUUUGUCUAAACUCGAUUGAUAAUAUUGUGCUUUCAUCUUUAACAAAACUUGUAAAUCUAAAAGAGUUAUCAAUUUAUUGUCGGAAAAAUAAUAAAAAAAUUCAACAACUUGCAAUUUAUGGAUUUCCAAACCUUCAACGCCUAAUGUUAUGUGGUCAUUUAUCUAGUUUUAAAGAGAUCUCUUUAUUAAUUGAAAAAACUAUAGGAAAUAUUUCGGAAAUUUACAUUGACAAUAUCAAUAAAACUGCCAAAGAAACAGGAACUCUAAUUAAAGCAAUUGCUAAUAAUUGUCCAAAGAUUAAUUGCUUAUAUACAUAUCUUGAACCUAAAGAUUUUAUUCAUGUAAAAACGUUAUUAUUAAAUUGUAGAUUUUUAAAAACAAUAGUUUUAGAAAGUUUGGAAUUUUCUAUAAAUAAAAAUGAUAAUAAUAUAGGAGAUGAAUUAUUAAAUAUUUUUAUCUUAUUUUCUCCAAAAUUUUUAAAUGAGAUAUUUGUUAGCGGACUAUGGGAGUAUUCAAUCAAUACUUUUAUCCAAUUUUUUGAAAGUUUUAGAGGAAAAACUUUGUAUCGUUUCGCUAUUAUUGAUACAGUUAAUUAUAUUACAAAUGAUCAUGAAAUUAUAGCUAGAAAAUAUAUUGAUGAAGGAGUGGUGAAAUGUGCUUGGGUAUGA
Messenger RNA from Rhizophagus irregularis DAOM 181602=DAOM 197198, 1401 nucleotides. RefSeq lists its product as uncharacterized. NCBI's taxonomy places the organism in Eukaryota, Fungi, Glomeromycota, Glomeromycetes, Glomerales, Glomeraceae. The record is from RefSeq and is a predicted model, not a curated record.